Messenger RNA from Rhinolophus ferrumequinum (greater horseshoe bat), 2549 nucleotides. It is a transcript of the gene TRIM21, whose product is annotated as tripartite motif containing 21. The record is from RefSeq and is a predicted model, not a curated record. NCBI's taxonomy places the organism in Eukaryota, Metazoa, Chordata, Mammalia, Chiroptera, Rhinolophidae. The coding region runs from base 372 to 1781 and encodes 469 amino acids. Gene Ontology annotation, molecular function: protein binding; zinc ion binding. The transcript is spliced from 8 exons.
GUACUCUCCUCCUCUUGCUCCUCCUACUCUCGGGCGUGUGCCUACCUCCCGUUCAGACUUCCCUUUUAGAGGAAUCGAAAGUGAAAUAAAAAGCCGGCUGCCAUCUGCUGAGUCCCUGAAAAGCAGGGCUCACUCAGCCCUAACCCAGCAGUUUUUCCCGCGCUGACUCGGCUGCCCUGGGAGGAGGCUGGGCUGUGAACGGGACCAAGUCACCUGGAAGGAGCUCGGGCUGCCCUGUUGCUGGCACUAGAGCUGGGACGAGCGGCCAGGUGAAGCUGGGAGCACCAGGCCAGAAACCUAGGAGGCAGGGUGGGCCAGGAGGGCCCGGUGCAGGAUCUCCAUAGUGCCACUUCAUAGAAACAUUUCCCCUCAUGGCCUCAGCAAUGCCCUUGGCAAUGAUGUGGGAGGAAGUCACAUGCCCUGUCUGCCUGGAUCCUAUGGUGGAGCCUGUGAGCAUUGAAUGUGGCCACAGCUUCUGCAACGAAUGUAUCUCUCAGGUUGGGAAAGGUGGAGGCAGUGUCUGUCCUGUGUGCCGGAACAAAUUCCUGCUCAGGAACUUCCGGCCAAAUCGCCAGCUAGCCAACCUGGUAGACAACCUAAGACAAAUCAGCCAGAAUGCCAAGGAGGGCACACAGAAGAAGCAAUGUAGAGUACAUGGAGAGAAACUUCACCUAUUCUGCGAGAAAGAUGGGACCACCCUUUGCUGGGUGUGUUCCCAGUCCCGGAAACACCGUGACCAUCCCAUGGUCCCGAUUGAGGAGGCUGCUCAGGAAUACCAGGAGAAGCUCCAGGUGGCAUUAGGGAAACUGAGACAAGAACAAGAGUCGGUUGAGAAGUUGGAAGUGGAUAUUGCUACAAAGAGAACAGACUGGAAGAGAAAGGUUGAGACACACAAAUUGAGGAUUCAUGCAGAGUUUGAGCAGCAGAAAAUCUUCCUGGCUGAAGAGGAGCAGAGGCAACUGCAGAAGCUGGAGAAGGAUGAGAGGGAACAGCUGAGAAUCCUGGGGGAGGCAGAAAUGGAGCUGGCCCAGAACAGGGAGGACCUGCAGGAGCUGAUCGCAGAGUUGGAGCAGAGGAGUCGGAGCUCAGACCUGGAACUGCUGCAGGAGGUGAAAAGUGUCCUGGAAAGGAGUGAGUCCUGGAACCUGAAAGAGCUAAACAUCGACUCCCCAGACCUGAGGAGUGUGUGCCAUGUGCCAGGGCUGAAGAAGAUGUUGAGGACGUGUGGAGUACGCAUUACUCUGGAUCCACACACAGCCAAUCCGUGGCUCAUCCUUUCAGAGGAUCGGCAACUAGUGAAGCUUGGAGAGACCCAGCAGAAGGUGCCUGAAAAUGAGGAGAGAUUUGAUACUUAUCCCAUGGUCCUGGGUUCUCAGCGCUUUGAGUCUGGAAAAUUUUACUGGGAAGUAGAUGUGACAGGAAAGGCAGCCUGGGACCUAGGGGUUUGUAGAGAGUCUGUGCAAAGGAAGGGGUAUUUCUUGCUUAACCCCGACAAUGGCUUCUGGACAAUUUGGCUGUGGGACAAACAAAAAUAUGAGGCUGGCACCUGCCCCGAGACUCCCCUCCAACUUUCGGUGCCUCCAUGCCAAAUUGGGAUCUUCCUAGAUUACGAGGCCCGCACUGUCUCCUUCUACAACAUCACUGACCACGGCUCCCUCAUCUACACCUUCUCUGAAUGUGCCUUCACUGGACCCCUGCGGCCCUUCUUCAAUCCUGGAUUCAAUGAUGGAGGAAGAAACGCUGCCCCUCUAACCCUCUGUCCACUGAGGAUGGGAUGGUAGGGAUCCACUGCCUGCUGAUGGCUCUCUCUGGACACUGUUACCCCCGCCUCGUGGGUACCCCUGCUCAGCCACUGACGCUGUUUCAUUUUCCCAGGAACUCUGAACCACCUUUGUCUCUGCAGGGAUGUCAGGAUACCAGCAAGCAGACUGGCAAGGAGGUCACUGAAAGUCUGUGUCAAAUCACCCUGAACAUCAAUAUUCCUGCCCUAGAUUUCUUUAUGGUUCCCUCCAUGAAACAAACUAUAUUCGGUCCGAACUCAUCUGGAUUAACCAAAACAUGUUUCUGCCUUGUUUACGCGACUCAAGUUUUGUUCUCUUCUCUCCAUUACUAGGCCUUUGGUCAGAUCGCUAUUAUAUUUCACACGUGGUGUGCAGAAAGGCUUCCUAAGUAUACUAGGCCGCAAUGCAUCCCAUUCAAUCCUUGUUCUCAUACACGUCUGACCGACAACCCACCUGACCAUAAGUGGUUCCACACUGCCUAUAGAAAAAAGCCACGCUUAUUAAAGAAAGGCUGAAUUAUACAUUCCUUAGACUACCAAGUUAAAUAUCCAGCCUGCGGUGCUCCCCCAUAUCCCGCUUUAUUUCCCAACCAUAUCUUGUUAAUGAUAGAGUUGGUUAAAGGGCAUAUCAAUCUAAAUGGAAGGUGUGAUGGUUUUUUGAUGUGUCCAUUUAGCUAGGCUAAGUGUUUUUCAAUCAAACAUUAAUCUAGAUGUUGCCCUGAAGGUCUUUUGUAAAUGUCAUUAAAGUCCAUAAUCAUUUGACUUUAAG